UUAAAACAUGGCAUCUAAUCCGUAUCGUCCGAGAGUCAUUGUAAAUGGAACAAGAAGAACAAGAACGUUCCAUUACUUCUAUUGCCGUCAUUGUAGCCGUACCAUAAGGCUACGAAACUAUGGUCUAUAUGGUUCUUUAUGUCCUUUCUGCUCUAGAGAGAUCAAUCUUCACGACGAGCUUGACAUUAUGAGGCUUAACCGAUCUUUUUGGGAUACCGAUACCGAUUGGAUUACUCUCCAUCUUAUCAACUCAUCAAGAAACCAUGAACUAGUUAAUGAUACCGAUGAUGACUUCGUUGAUGCCAUGCCUAGCGAACGUGUUGGUCCACCACCGGCCUCUUUAUCAGCCAUCGAGGAUUUAAAGACCGUGACUAUCACGGAAGAAGAUUUGGCAAAGGAGAAGGUUUGUGCGAUAUGCAAAGAGGAGUUUGAAGUUGGAGAGGAAGGCAAAGAGUUGAAAUGUUUGCAUUUGUAUCAUACGAGCUGCAUUGUGUCUUGGUUGAAUAUUCAUAACACUUGUCCCAUUUGUCGCUUUGAGGUUCGCUUACGCGUUUCGGGAAGUGACAUUGACGGAGGAGGGUCUCGCCAUGUCGACCAUGAUAGAUCAAAUCGGUCUGGGACUAGGGUUUGUUCUCUGUGGCCUCUCCGAAUGAUGUUUGAUUGGGUACAUAGUCUCUUUGUUAAGAUUCCUCCUCCUGAUCUAACUUUCAUGGCUAUACUAUUAUGCUUUCAUGUUUUUUAAUCAUACAUAUUAACUCCUACGAAUAAACUUAUAAGAAUAACGAACAACUGACAGAAAUUUAAAAGAAUUGCAUACAAGAUUAAUAUUGUAUUUAAGUAGGAAUUACAAACUAUUAUGAGAGAAAGGCGA
This is a messenger RNA of Brassica oleracea var. oleracea, 871 nucleotides long. RefSeq names its product ERAD-associated E3 ubiquitin-protein ligase HRD1B-like. The transcript has a single exon. Gene Ontology annotation, biological process: protein ubiquitination. Gene Ontology annotation, molecular function: ubiquitin protein ligase activity. The coding region runs from base 8 to 742 and encodes 244 amino acids. NCBI's taxonomy places the organism in Eukaryota, Viridiplantae, Streptophyta, Magnoliopsida, Brassicales, Brassicaceae. The record is from RefSeq and is a predicted model, not a curated record. Gene Ontology annotation, cellular component: cytoplasm.